Monopterus albus (swamp eel) is the source of this 4011-nucleotide messenger RNA. It is a transcript of the gene tyro3, whose product is annotated as TYRO3 protein tyrosine kinase. The record is from RefSeq and is a predicted model, not a curated record. The transcript has 19 exons. Gene Ontology annotation, cellular component: signaling receptor complex; plasma membrane. Bases 1137 to 3746 code for a protein of 869 amino acids. Gene Ontology annotation, biological process: nervous system development; cell migration; positive regulation of kinase activity. Gene Ontology annotation, molecular function: ATP binding; protein binding; transmembrane receptor protein tyrosine kinase activity. NCBI's taxonomy places the organism in Eukaryota, Metazoa, Chordata, Actinopteri, Synbranchiformes, Synbranchidae.
CACACGUAGUUAAUACGUUUUUACACUGUUUAUUUUAUUUUCAAAAAAUAAUGUUAGUCUGAAAAAUAACUGACUGUACACCCCGCAGCUUCAAGUGAGCCUAAAUCCAAACUACACUUCCGGUUCCAUGUUCUUAUCGAACUGGAUAGCAUUUAAUGAACUAAACUAUAAGUAAAAUAAAACGGACUCUAGGUGCAGCUGUGCCGCAGCGAUAGAGCGGGUCUCUGAUCGCAGCGUUAGCGGUUCAAUCCCGGAUCUGCCCGGUACACGCGUGGAAGUGUCCCUGGACAAAACACCGAGCUCCAAGAUGCUCCCCACGGCUAGGUCAGCACCCUGCACUGUAGGCCAUCGGUGUGUAUGAAUGGCUGAAUCUGUAGUCAAAAACUGAAAUUUAACAGAUGUUUAACAAAUCUUCAACAGAUGUUAAGUGUGUGUGUGUGUUUUUAUCUAAGAAUAAACAAUCUUUGCAAACCAAAUAUGGAGCGACCCGUAAUGAGCUUAAGGAGUCUACUGAACAUCGGUUUUAUCUGUAUACAUCAGUUUUUUUUUUCUAAAACUCAUCUCCCCAGCUUUCCUGAAGCAAAUGUUUACAGUUAACACCGAUAGUUAUAUCCUGAAGCCGUGGUUUGUUCAGCACCUGUCCUGCAGGUCAGUGCUUUACAGAAGACCAAACAAUUUAAAUAUAAAAAGCAAAACUAUGUAUUUUCUGCACACGAGAAAUAAAACCUAUUAUUUGACAUUUAAACCAUUGAAACGGACGAGAACUGUCAAAUAGAUGACAUAAAACAUCAAUUAAAAACAAACGUUCUAAUUUGUAGUUUUAUUGUGAAGGGGGUGCCACCCCGAUUCCGGUCCGGUCGGUUUGCGCUGUUUCUAACGUGACAUCGUGUUUGUGCUCUUCCAUAACGAACUUCACCGAACUCUCCGCGGUGUAAUCUUCGGUGUGUUCGCGACACUUUCACGUUUAGUUUUAGACGGAUUCUCCUCCGUGAUUUUAGCGUUUUCCCGCCUCCAAACUCCAGUUUGUCCGGUGGAAAUCCUGGUUGUGCGGCUGGAAAAGAGGCUUCAGUGCGGGACCCCGAGCCGGUUGAAGUGAUUGACGGUUUAAAAGAGGCAGAGACUGAAAUAAUGAGAAGAUGAAGCUGAUUUUGUGGAUUCUUCUGUCUUUCCUAAGGAGUCGUGAGGGGACGUGUAGGAACGGUAUGCAGUUCACCAAGCAUCCGUCCAAUCAGACAGUGUCUCAGGGGAACGCCGUGAGGCUGGGGUGCGCUUUUCAGGGGGCUUCAGAGCCAGACAUUGUGUGGAUGAAGGACGGAGAGAGGCUCUACAGCACCGACCAGAUGUUCAUCACCCUGGGAGAGCAGCACUGGGAGACGUUCCACAGUAUGAAGUCAGUCCAGCAGCAGGAUGCGGGUCAGUACUGGUGUGAGGUUGAGUUCCAUGGUCUGACGUUCUCCUCUGAGCGAGCCUGGAUCACAGUGGCAGGUGUCCCUCACUUCAUCCAGGAGCCUCAAGAUGUGGCCAUGUUCCCCAAUGUCCCGUUCAACCUUACCUGUGCCGCUGUGGGUCCCCCUGAGCCUGUGGAGGUGCAGUGGUGGCUGGGGGGGAUCCAGGAGGGAGAGCCUAGGCCGUCCCCAUCCGUCCUGCACGUCGCAGGUGUGAACAGCAGUGUGAGGUUUUACUGUGAAGCAAAGAACACCAGAGGAAUCUCUGUGUCCAGGACUGGUACAGUCCACAUUAAAGUGUUGCCGUCAGCUCCAGUUGGACUGCAGGUCCUGAGGAUGGUGGACAACAAUGUGACCUUGUCAUGGAAACCCGGAUUCACAGGUCACUCUGAACUGUCCACCUGCAUUGUCCAGGUGGGGAGACGGUCAGUCCGGAAGUUGGACCUCCCUCAGCAGGAGGUUCGGGUUCCUCCUCACCUGCAGGUUCUGUCAGGUCUGAGGAGUCACUCAAACUACAGUGUGAGGGUCUCCUGUGUGAAUGAGGUGGGGGUGUCUCCUUUCUCCCCGUGGCUGCACUUCCAGACUCCUGAGUCAGUGCCUUUGGCAGCCCCCGGAAACCUGACCUUUGACCUCUCGGAGCAGCAGCUGGCUCUGACCUGGGCGCAGCUUCAGGACAAUGAGCUCCAGGGGAAGUUGUUGGCCUACAAGCUGCAGUGGACUCUGGGAGGAGAAGCACAGGAGCCGCUACUGUUCAAGGACAAUUCAGCUCAGCUUGCAGGAGCAGGACGUUUCUUCAAUGCCUCCUUCCAGGUGUCGGCCUGCACCUCAGUGGGUUGUGGGCCCUGGAGCCCCCCGGUGCUGGUGCUGCCUUCCUCAGUGCAGGUCCAGGUCCAGCGGAGCCACAUGUGGGUCGGUCUGCUGCUGGGGCUGCUGGUGGCCGCUGUGGUUGGGCUGCUGCUCACUGUCCUUGCUCACCAACGAAGAAAAGAGAUGGAGUUUGGUUCGGCCUUUAAGCCUGCAGGUCCGGAGAGCCCGGUCUCCUUCACAGCGGCUCGAUCCUUCAGCAGAAACUGUGCAGAGCUGCAGGAGUCGACAUUGGACAGUCUGGGAAUCACAGAUGAGCUCAAGAACAAACUGCAGGACGUCCUGAUUCCGGAGAGGCAGCUCACACUGGGACACAUGCUGGGCAAAGGCGAGUUUGGCUCAGUGCGUGAGGCUUUUCUGAAGACGGAGGACUCGUCAAUGCAGAAGGUGGCUGUCAAAGUGCUGAAAUCUGACGUCACCUCUUCAGGUGACGUCGAGCAGUGUCUGAAGGAGGCGGCCUACAUGAAGGACUUCCACCACCCCAAUGUCAUCCAGCUCAUCGGAGUGAGCCUUCACCGGCGUCCCGGCCAGCGGCUGCCGAUCCCGAUGGUGGUGCUCCCGUUCAUGAGACAUGGAGACCUGCACACCUUCCUGCUGCUAUCCAGACUGGGAGAGCAGCUGUUUGACCUGUCUCUGCAGACUCUGAUCCAGUUCAUGUUGGACAUCUCUCGGGGGAUGGAAUAUCUGAGCAGCAGGAACAUCAUCCACAGAGACCUGGCAGCCCGAAACUGCAUGCUGGACGAGAACAUGACGGUGUGUGUCGCAGACUUUGGCCUCUCAAAGAAGAUCUACAGUGGAGAUUAUUACCGACAGGGCUCCGUGUCCAAACUGCCUGUGAAAUGGAUCGCUCUGGAGAGUCUGGCUGACAACAUCUACACCACACAGAGCGACGUGUGGGCAUUUGGCGUGACCAUGUGGGAGAUCAUGACUCGUGGUCAGACUCCGUACCCUGGAGUGGAGAACUCGGAGAUCUACGAGUUUCUAAUCAAAGGAGAAAGACUGAAGAAACCUCCGGACUGCAGAGACGACAUUUAUGAGAUCAUGCACAGCUGCUGGAGUCCGGUUCCUAAAUGUCGUCCCAGUUUCAAACAUCUGGUUGCACAGCUGGAGGCGCUGUGGCUUGGCCUGUCCCCUGCCCCCACUCUAAAGGAGCCUUUACUCUACAUGAACCUGGAGGGGGAGGGGGGAAGAAGAGCAGUGAGGGCCCCGGAGGCGGCAGCGAGCUGGAGUGUGCCCUGGCAGCAGUGGGUGGAGGAUGAGGAGAAAGGCUGGCUGAUGGUAGGGUCGGGGGCUGUGCUGGCCAUUGGAGGAGACUACAGGUACAUCACUGGCCCCUGCGGGGGCCCUGAGGGGUGGGAGGGGGGAGGGGGGAGGCAGGAGGUGAUGGACAUUUUACAGGAGGAGCUGAGGGACGAUGACGAUGUCAUUAAUGUCUGACAGAGACUGACCAGUCGGACCUGUAACUCAGAGACGCUCACUUGGUGGCACUGAGCAGCAGCAGGUGGGCGGAGACGGUCCCAAGGUACAAACUGACUGGCAUUACAUAUUGUAUAUCACACACGUCAGCAGCUGUAGCGCGUCACAUGGUACAUCCCACUUUGUCCAGUUAAUGUCCCUGUACUGGUCCACUGUAAAGUGCUGGUGUCAGCAGGUACUGAACAAGUAGUUCUCACCAGUCCUCAAAAAAAAAAAUAAAAACACA